AAAUAAUUUAAGUAUUAUUUAAAUAUAAAUAACGAACGAUACAGGAUCUCUACUUUAACUUGACUUACUCAUUCAGUUAGUUGUGAUCCUUUGGCGCGUAAAUACUACCACGUUUUCAGUGAUUGUUUUUAUUAUUAAACUCAUUGUACUUAAUAACAAUAAUUAUUUUCUUUAUAUUAAUUUUUUUGUUCAAUAUAAAACAAGUGAGAAGAGUGUUUUACAAACAAUAAUGGCGGAAGAACCACCAAAAAAAAAAUUGAAAUCAGUAGAUUUAAUAACCAAAAUAGAAAAUGAUAGAAAGAACGUAGCAGAUUCAGUGAUGGACUUUCAGUUUAAUAAAAAAAGGGUUAAAUUGUUAAAAAAGUCAAAUGAGAUAAAUGAUUGUAAAGGUAUUUUGUAUUGGAUGUGUCGCGAUGCUAGAGUUCAAGAUAAUUGGGCAUUUUUAUUUGCACAAAGAACUGCUAUAAAAAAUAAAGUACCACUUCACAUUUGUUUCUGUAUAUUACCCAAAUUUCUGAAUUCAACAAUGCGCCAUUAUAAAUUCUUAUUACAUGGUUUAAAAGAAAUAGAAAAAGAAUGUACAGAUUUGAAUAUUAAUUUUCAUCUGUUGGACGGUGAACCAAGUUCAGUAGUACCAAGUUUUGUUAAAAAGUAUCACAUGGGUGCAGUUAUUACAGAUUUUUUUCCAUUAAAAUUACCAAUGGGUUGGGUCAAUGAUGUGAUGGACAAACUACCAGAUGAUGUUCCUAUGUGUCAAGUAGAUGCACACAAUAUUGUACCAUGUUGGUUGGCUUCAGAUAAAUUAGAAUAUGCUGCAAGAACGAUACGUCCAAAAAUAACUUCUAAAUUGAAAGAAUAUUUAACCAGUUUUCCACCAGUUACCAAACAUGAAUAUUCUACAAAACAAUCAUUUCCAAAAAAUGACUGGGACAAUGCAUUAAAAAAUGUAAAAGUGGAUAAAACGGUUAAAGAGGUCACAUGGGCAAAACCUGGAUAUACCGGUGGUAUUUUACAAUUGGAUAGUUUUAUAAAAAAUCGUUUAAGGGAAUAUCAUUCAAAACGUAAUGAUCCAGUAACCGAUGCUGUUAGUCAUUUGUCACCUUGGUUUCAUUUUGGUAUGAUAUCAGUACAACGUUGUAUCUUAGAAGUAAUGGAAUAUAAAAAGACCAUGGAAAGGUCUACUGAAGUUUUUAUGGAAGAAGCUAUCAUUCGUCGUGAACUAAGUGACAAUUUUUGUUUUUAUAAUGAAAAUUAUGAUAGUAUGAAAGGUGCUUAUGAAUGGGCGAUAGAAACUUUGAAUAAACAUAGAAAUGAUAAACGUGAGUAUUUAUAUAAUUUGAAUGAAUUGGAAAAUUCAUUGACGCAUGAUGAUUUAUGGAAUGCAGCUCAAAAUCAAUUAGUACAGGAAGGAAAAAUGCAUGGAUUUUUACGAAUGUAUUGGGCUAAAAAAAUAUUAGAAUGGAGUCCAACUCCAGAAGAAGCUCUCGAAUGGGCACUUUUAUUAAAUGACAAAUACAGUUUAGAUGGAAAUGAUCCUAAUGGUUAUGUUGGUUGUAUGUGGUCAAUCUGUGGUAUUCAUGAUCAAGGUUUUACAGAACGUGAUAUAUUUGGAAAGAUAAGAUUUAUGAAUUAUAAUGGAUGUAAAAGAAAGUUUGAUGUUAAAGCGUUUGUAGCCAAAUGGUCGAAAAAGAAAAAGCAGAAAUUAUUCAAGUAAAUAUAAUGUAAAGUUAUUUAUUAAAAAU
This is a messenger RNA of Polistes dominula (European paper wasp), 1742 nucleotides long. Its product is annotated as deoxyribodipyrimidine photo-lyase. Gene Ontology annotation, biological process: photoreactive repair. The record is from RefSeq and is a predicted model, not a curated record. Gene Ontology annotation, molecular function: deoxyribodipyrimidine photo-lyase activity. NCBI's taxonomy places the organism in Eukaryota, Metazoa, Arthropoda, Insecta, Hymenoptera, Vespidae.